UCUGACAAUUGAAAAGCCAUUUUCUUCGUGGCCAGCUUUCAUACGACUCUUUCUGCACAAGAAAAAGAAAAGUUUUACUCGUUCUCAAGGAUUGUCUUGGUCAACCUUCUAGUUCUCGCGUUGAUUUCUUUAUAAGGUUGUGUUUUUAUUGGUGCUCCCUUUUGCUGGAUCUGGUUUUAUACCAAACCCAAGUGAAGGAAUUUCCCUGUAGAUUUGGGUGCACUAUUGAUAAUUGUUUUUUUUAGGGUGUUAGGUAUUUAAUUCGAAUGAUUCAGUUCAUCGAAGCUGAAAUUGCUUGAUUUAGGGGUGGUUUUGUUUCAAUUGCAUUCGAUGAUUUGACGUUUCAUUGGAGGGAAAAUUCUGGGUUUAGAUCAAAGGAGUGAGUUUGGCACAAGGAUUUGAGUUUUUGCCAGAAAUUUGAAGUGGGUUCUUUAAGUAUAUUGAGGGAAGGUCUACGAUGGGGACAUUGAAAGGGCUUUCUUGGGAAAACUUGAAUUGGUGUGUUUUGGGUUGAUGAAUGAUUUUAUUGGUGGAGAUUUGAUACGUUCUACAACACUAAGGUUUUGGUUUUUGGUUUCAAUUCUGGGGGGUUUUGGAUUCAUGACAUGAAAAGUCAUUGUAUGGUUUUGGAAUGCUGACUCAACAACAAAUGGCUGUGAGCAGAGUGGUUUGUUUCAUUGCAUUUGCUUUUCUGCUUUUCACUUUCACAGCGGUGGGUUUGGAAAGCAACAAAAAGACUCAUGAACUACCAGUGGGAAUUCUAAAUGAUUUGUGGAGGACAAAUGAGGACAUGGCUGAGCUAUUAUGGGUAAAUUGUGGGCUAGAGUUGAUUCGUGCAAUGGAUGCUGUUGAAGAUCUUGAAUUAUAUGUUCCAGAAUGUAAGUCCAGUGGCAGCAAUGAAAUCAUCUUGAAAAGUAGGGCAUCUGCAAAAGAAAACAUACAGAAGGCUAUAAGUGUCUUGCAUCCCCAGGUUAAGCAAACGCUUCUGGACUGUCUGAGGAAGAAAAAUCUUAUGUUCCUUAUCUCUGGAGAAGAGAUAGGCUCUAAAUAUUGGUACACCAAGUAUCUGGAGUCUUGGUUUACCGGAUCUGUUGCUUCUAAAAGGCGGGCAUUGCUUCAGAGCUUUGCAGAAGCACCUGCCCCCUCGCCUGCAGCUGCAUCACCUGUUUCUAGUCCAGCACCAUCCGUUGACCCGGGACCUUCAAGUUCUGAACUUCCGAAUUCUCAACGCCCAUCUGAUCCUCCACCAUUUUUUCCACCUGCUUUUAAUGAUUCAAACUUGCAACCUGCAGCUGGUACAAGCUCAAAUUCUGCUUCAAAUGAUCAGUCCAAUAAGCAAAAGAGCAGCCGCAGAACAGUUGUUGUUGCUGUUGUUGUAACUGCUGUAGUGACAAUUCUUUUUGCUGCGCUGCUCUUUUUAUGUUAUCGUAAGGUGUGUAGGGCUGGCUCUGGAGACCGGCAAAAUGAUCAGAGGCCUCUUCUCAGCUUAAGCGAAUAUUCUAUUGGUUCUUCACUGAAGUCAUUUGCAGUUGGAAAUUCAACCAAGAUAGAGAAUUCUAGUAAUCAGUUCUAUACCAACUCCAACCAUAAAAAAAUGCCUUCAUCUCUGGAUGACAAUUUUUUCAUGGAGUCAAAUAUUCUCAAUAGCUCCAAAGUUGAAACCCCAUUAGGUACUGUUGCUGGUGCUGCCAUAGCAGAAAAUUCUGUGCAGAUGCCACCUUCUCUACUGAAGGCCCCUCCUGGAAGGUUGGGCACAUCUGAACUGCCACCUCUGAAGCCUUCUCCUGGAAGGGCAGAUCCUGCUGGACCUUCCACUCCUGGCAAGGCAGCUCCUCCUCCUCCUAGACCACCACCACCACCAUCACUGAAACCUUCUUCUGGUGCCCCACGUCCUCCUCCUCCUCCAGGACCACCUCCUCCUCCACCUAUACCUUUUGGCAUCAAGACUGGUCCUCGCCCACCGCCACCUCCAAGUAGUUCUCUCCCACCACCUCGGCCCUCUGCCAUGGGCUUGAAACCACCACGAGCUUCACCUCUUGGAUCGAAGCAUUCAUCAACUGCUGCUUCCGCUGAAGGGGUCGAGGCCGAUGCUCCUAAAACCAAGCUAAAGCCGUUCUUCUGGGAUAAGGUGCUGGCCAAUCCUGAUCAUUCAAUGGUUUGGCAUCAGAUUAAAUCGGGGUCCUUCCAGUUCAAUGAAGAGAUGAUAGAAACUCUAUUUGGCUAUGCCCCUGCUGAGGGAAACAAGAAUGAGCCCAGAAAGGAGUCUUCAUCCAAAGGUCCUUCAACACAAUAUGUUCAAAUAAUUGAUCCGAAAAAGUCACAGAAUUUAUCGAUUCUUCUAAAAGCAUUGAACGUGACCACAGAAGAAGUUUGUGAUGCACUUCUAGAAGGAAAUGAACUUCCAUCAGAAUUCCUUCAGACUUUAUUGAGGAUGGCACCAACAGCAGAAGAAGAACUGAAGCUGAGGCUUUAUAGUGGUGAACUUUCUCGACUUGGUCCGGCAGAUCGGUUCCUAAAAGUCUUGGUUGACAUCCCGUUUGCCUUUAAAAGGCUAGAAUUAUUGCUUUUUAUGUGCACUCUGCAGGAGGAAGCAUCAAUUGCUAAAGAGUCCUUUGCUACCUUAGAGGUAAGACAUUGGUGGUAGCUCUUGCACCGUCCCCACCCCUUGAUCAAAUAUCUUCCCUCAGUUCUUUUUGCUUGUCACAAGUAUGUGCAAUUAGAUAGGUCUUUACUGCGUCCCAUGUUCUGUUUCUUGCUCUCACUUCUUCUGACCUAUUGAAGAAAGAGGAAGAAUAUCCACUUUGUCAUAUUGGAGGGAGGAAAAAAAUAGUAUACAAGAGAGAUUUAGCUGCUGCUGCUGUUUCUGAAUAUUUCUAAUUAUAUCCCAUUGUGGGGACUGGGGUUUUUUCCCCGCGAGAGUGAAGUGAAAGAUAACAAAAUAGAUGAGGCCAAAGGUAAGGGAUUGUUAUUUCUGAGCAGUGGGUAUUACAGAGAUUCAAACCAAACAUUUUUUGACGGUCAACUAAGAGUUGACAAAAUUCUAACCUGGAUCCAUUGUUUAGUUGUUCUUGACGUUUUAUACUUUUGUUGUUUUGCUUUUCAAUAAACACCUGGAUGUAAAGUUGGCAUAUAUAUAGAUAAGACAAGAAAAGUACUUGUACAUUCACAGACGCUCCAAUUCAGUUAUACUUGAUCAGUGUUACUUUAAUGCUCUCGCAUUCGCUCUGGCAGCUGCCCUGCCCCCUAUCUGUGACCUAAAACACACAUCUACUCAUGUUGGUCCAUCAAUUCUGCCUACCUAUUUGGACAUUUAUGCAUGAUAGUCUCUUGUUUUCAUCUCGUCUCCAUUUUAACUGCAGGCUGCUUGCACGGAACUCAGAAAAAGCCGAUUGUUUCUCAAACUCCUGGAGGCUGUUCUCAAAAUGGGUAAUCGCAUGAAUGAUGGAACCUUUCGCGGUGGUGCACAAGCAUUCAAACUCGACACACUUUUGAAAUUAGCUGAUGUAAAAGGAACAGAUGGAAAAACUACACUCUUGCACUUUGUUGUUCAAGAGAUAAUCCGAUCAGAAGGUGUACGAGCUGCCCGUGCAGCCAGAGAAAGCCGGAGCAUGUCCAGCAUCAAAUCUGAUGAUCUCCUUGAGGAUUCUUCGCAUGAUUCAGAAGAGCACCAUCGCAGCAUUGGUCUUCAGGUUGUCUCAAGUUUGGGUGCUGAGCUUCAGAACGUCAAGAAAGCUGCAGUUUUGGAUGCUGAUAGCUUAACGAGCAUGGUUACCAAACUCGGUCAUGCACUCAUAAAAGCCCGAGAAUUUCUGAACUCGGAUAUGAAGAGUAUAGACGAAGAAAAUGGAUUCCACCAAGCUCUGAAGAGCUUUGUGCAGAAUGCUGAAGUUGACACUAUGUGGUUGUUUGAGGAACAAAAGAGAAUAAUGGCUCUGGUCAAGAGCACAUCAGAUUACUUCCAUGGGAGCUCUGGCAAGGAUGAGGGCUUGCGGUUAUUCGUAAUUGUUAGGGAUUUCCUUAUAAUUUUAGAUAAGGUUUGCAGAGAGGUGAAAGAUGCAAGAAGGAAGCCAAAUAGGAUGGUGAGAAAAGAGGAACCGAUGGUGACACCCUUAGAACCUCGCCAUUCUCCUUCUCCAGAUCCUCGUCAGCAUCUUUUUCCGGUUAUCAUUGAGAGAAGGAUGGAUAGUUCUAGUUCUGAUGAUGACACUCCAUAGAUCUGUUUUGGUACAGGUAUACAAAAUUCUUUGACUUGGGUACCAACAUUUCCCCCUUCUCCCCUGUGAACCUUUUCCUUUCCUUGAUUUGAAACAACAUUGUAUCUGCAAUCUGUGACACCCAUGAAUAUCUGGCAUAUACACAGUUAGUUCAGAGUUCUAGUACACCUGGCUGAAGCCGACAAUGCAGUGUUCACCAACAGUUCUAACCAUGUUGUUGUGUGGAGGAUCGUAGCAGGAUUUAAUUCGUGGAUCUGCAAUGAUUUUUGGUUCAUGGAGGUCCAGUUGUUGGUAAAUAGUUAGAAUUUUUUAGCUGUUAGUUUAUAAUUCUUUUACCAAUUUUGAUUUAGAAUUUUUUCAUAAAUUUGGAACUUAAAGUAAGUAGCCA
Ilex paraguariensis (yerba mate) is the source of this 4602-nucleotide messenger RNA. Lineage: Eukaryota; Viridiplantae; Streptophyta; Magnoliopsida; Aquifoliales; Aquifoliaceae. The record is from the annotation of a GenBank genome assembly.